Carica papaya (papaya) is the source of this 1900-nucleotide messenger RNA. RefSeq names its product S15/NS1, RNA-binding protein. The record is from RefSeq and is a predicted model, not a curated record. Gene Ontology annotation, molecular function: structural constituent of ribosome. Gene Ontology annotation, biological process: translation. Lineage: Eukaryota; Viridiplantae; Streptophyta; Magnoliopsida; Brassicales; Caricaceae. Gene Ontology annotation, cellular component: ribosome.
CAAAAACCCUUUCACUCGCCGGUCUUCUUCAACCCCACAAAAAACCUAACUUUCAGAACAGAACACUCUCCAGCAUGGCUCUCCAUCUCGCAAGACCUAAGCAUAGGUCCCUUGCUAAUCCUUCUCUCAUCCAUCUAUUCUCUACGUCUUCCACCGACCAAAAUCCUCCCAACGAUGCCGAAUCGGCCGGCAGUCCCGCUGGACCUUCUUCUCAAUCUUCAUUUUCUUCAUAUUUCAGUGAUGUCAAGGCCAGUCUCAAAGAGAGGCAGCAUCAAAAACCCCAACGUUCCUCCUCAAAUUCUGCCUCAAAUAACCCCACAAGCCGCAAAGUGGUUUCCCUCGAAGAAAUUCGUAAAAAUCUCUCUGAGUUCCGGCGACGAUCCACUGUGCCUUCCCCUACCGAAUCCAACUCGCAGCCCCACGUUUCCUUCCAAGAGCUCUACAAGAGAAACGUAAUUGCCAAGUCUGAGGGUUCCGGUGGAACUACAGCGGAUUCCGGGACCGGAAAAGGCGUGAGGACGUCGUUCGAAGCAAUAAGGGAAAGCUUGCGGCAGAUGAGGUUGAACACGGAGACUGGAAAUGAGAAGAAAGGACCACAGAAAGUGCCAUUGUCGUCUUUUAUGGACAGCUUGAGGCUGAAGCCGAAGGAUUCGCCGAAUAUGGAUUCUACGGUGAUAGGCGGAACGGAGACAUUGCCGUUUUCCGUGUUUGGAAAGGAAAUGAAGGAGAGGAAAGAUGGAGAGGGAGGGGAGGGGAACGAGGCUAUGAAGACCGAGUUUGUUAAGAUGUAUAGCUAUGGGGAAUUGGGGGAGAAGCUGAGGAUGUUGCGGCCGGAGACGAAGGGAGGGAAAGCAGGAAAACGGUGGUUUUCAUUGCAGGAGUUGAAUGAGAGGCUGAUCAAGUUGAGAGAGAUGGAGAAGAAGGAGACCGAGUCACGGAUAAGUGGGGUACCAUAUAAGGAUUUGAGGCUGUGCUUGGUGAAACUGAAGAAGUCUGAUGAAGAAAAGACUAAGAGAACUUCAAUUCAGAGAAUUGAUAUCUUGGGCCAGCUGGGUGGAACUCCAGACUUUAUGUUGCUUCCCCCUAAAGAGCAUCUGGUUGAAAAGUAUUUCCACCCAGAUAACAUGUCUUCUGCCGAAAAGAUGAAAAUUGAACUUACGAAAGUUAGAGAAGAGUUUAAGAUGUCUGAAUCAGAUUGCGGGUCUGCACGCGUUCAAGUGGCACAACUAACUACUAAGAUCAAGCAUCUAUCUUCAACACUACACAAAAAGGAUAAACAUUCACGCAAAGGUCUUCAAGGAAUGGUGCAGAAGAGAAAGAAAUUGUUGAAGUAUCUGCGACGAACUGACUGGGAUUCCUAUUGCUUUGUGAUUUCCAAACUUGGUCUUCGAGACAACCCAGAUUACAAGAACUAGAAAACUAUGUCGGGAACCCACCUACUUUCAGUUCCCCUAUCAUGGAUUUGGCCUUCGGACAGGAAUGAACCCUGUGGAAGCAUGCAAAAGGAGAACGAUAUCACACAAGAUUAACAAGGAAGAAGGGGGUAGCUCAACUUGGCUUAUUAGGCCCCUGGGAAGCUGGGUUGGUGGACUUCCUCCGAUUAUAACUAUUAUUACCAACACAACUGUUUUGCACUGUGUUGAAUGGAAAAUAUGAAAAUUGAAGAUUUUAGGUUGAAGUUAUUGAGUUGGAGGUUGCUAUCAUCAAGCCAAAUUGAUCUUGCAGUCACUAUUUUGUUAUUUUGUUAAAAAUUAAGUCUGAAUGAUAACAUGUGGAAGCUAAAUGGUAUCCUCCAGAGGCCAUAAGUGGCAUGAAUAUAAAUUGCUUUUUUCAGUUAAGAACAUGAGAUUCAUGUUGUGGGUGCUUUUUUCAGUUGUGAAGAAAGUUUCAGAGUUGGAAA